Molecule: messenger RNA, 2431 nt
Organism: Pistacia vera
Lineage: Eukaryota; Viridiplantae; Streptophyta; Magnoliopsida; Sapindales; Anacardiaceae
Product: laccase-6-like
Exons: 7
Coding region: 710-2299 (529 amino acids)
Biological process (GO): lignin catabolic process
Cellular component (GO): apoplast
Molecular function (GO): hydroquinone:oxygen oxidoreductase activity; copper ion binding
Source: RefSeq, a predicted model, not a curated record
AAACAACAACGGUCCGUUACAUAGUAGUAGUAACUAGUGACAAACAAAAAGAACCAAGGUUCCGUUUGUCCUCUCCCUGUGAUACUCAUCAUCAUCAUCAUCAAUAUGAGUCAAAUCUCACCCAACAAUAUGUCAAUCAAUCAACCAAUGGACAAUAAUUGCAGCUUCAUGUCAUGUGAUAAAUUGGAUCGCAUGGCCAACUGGGUGGGCACCAACGUCGCCAUCGCUUUCUUUGCCUCGCUGGAACGCUGCUCCUGCAUCAACCUCAGCACCACCGAUCUCGAAGACGAGGAAGAGGCCAAGGAUCGACCACUUAUGUUGGCCAGACCCACCGGCCAAGACGGCCUGGAGCCCACCGUCGCCUCCGAUGUCAAUAAGCUUCAAGUUUGAUCAUAUUUUACUCUUCUAGGGUUCGUUAUGUAUGGUUUCUUUUUAUAUAAUUAUUUGUGUUUUUUCUUUUCUUGUUUUGGUAAGAAUCUGUGUAUCAACGCAUGUAGCUUCUUGUAGAAACUUGCGCCUCAUCAACUUGCUUCUAUUUACUAAUCGAAUGCAGUGAGAGAGAACUGAAUACAGAGCAUCCCUUCUUAAAGUUUAAGGAUUUUAUAUCAGUGACUUCAGACUUCAGAGGUUAAAAGGAAACAGCAGUUACAUAGAUUGAACUUGCGGAGCCAAUUACUGGCUGUCUUGGUGGAAUUUUAAGAUACAAACUAUGAGAGUCACUAAACUGUGUAACUCCAAUGAAAUCGUCACAGUCAAUAACAUGUUCCCAGGCCCCGUAGUUUAUGCACAAGAAGAUGAUAGAGUGAUUGUCAAAGUUACUAAUCAAUCACCUUACAAUGCUACAAUUCAUUGGCAUGGAGUGAGGCAAAGACUCUCGUGCUGGUUUGAUGGACCGUCUUACAUUACCCAGUGCCCCAUUCAACCAGGACAGACUUUCACAUAUGAGUUCACUUUGGUUCAACAGAAGGGCACGUUUUUUUGGCAUGCUCAUGUUUCAUGGCUUCGGGGCACCGUUUAUGGUGCUCUUAUUGUGUAUCCCAAGACUGGGGUCCCUUACCCUUUCAAGUACCCCCAUGAAGAGCAUAUUAUAAUCCUUGGUGAGUAUUGGCUGCAGGACGUAGUACAACUUGAGCGGCAAGUUCUAGCUAGCGGAGGAGUUCCUCCACCGGCUAAUGCAUAUACCAUCAACGGCCACCCUGGUCCCAACUACAAUUGCUCUGUCAAUGAUGUGUAUAAGAUUGACGUUGUCCCUGGGAAGACGUAUCUAUUAAGGCUAAUAAACGCAGGCUUAAACAUGGAGAACUUUUUCGCUAUUGCUAAUCACAAAUUAACAAUUGUGGAAGCUGAUGCUGAGUACACAAAGCCAUUCGUUACAGACCGUGUGAUGCUUGGACCAGGACAGACCAUGAACGUCCUCGUCACUGCUGAUCAACCAACAGCAAAAUAUUCCAUGGCUAUGGGACCAUACAUGUCUGCACAGAACGUCUCAUUUCAAAACAUAUCAGCAAUUUCUUACUUCCAAUACUUAGGAGCCAUACCGAAUAGUUUAUCAUUUCCAGCUAAAUUACCAAACUUUAACGAUAAUCUUGCUGUUAAGACUGUCAUGGAUGGAUUAAGAAGCUUAAAUCCUGUUCAAGUUCCAAAAGAAAUAGACAGUAACCUUUUUGUCACGAUUGGAUUGAAUGUCCAAAAGUGCCAGUCCAAAACACCCCAACAAAAUUGCCAAGGAGUUAAUAAUGGGGUUAUGGCAGCUUCAAUGAACAACAUUAGUUUUAUUAAGCCUAGUGUUUCAGUUUUGGAAGCUUAUUAUAAGAAAAUUGAUGGCCAUUUCACAGAGGACUUCCCUGGUGCGCCCCUUAAAUUCUAUGACUUUGUCAAUGGGGCUCCUAAUAACAUCCCUAAUGACACACAGUCAAUGAAUGGGACUCGGACCAAGAUCCUUGAAUAUGGAACUAGAGUGCAAAUUAUCUUGCAAGAUACUGGGACCCUCACCACCGAAAACCAUCCAAUUCAUCUUCAUGGCUACAGCUUCUAUGUUGUGGGUUAUGGUACCGGCAACUAUAAUCCACAAACUGUAAAUUUCAAUCUGGUGGAUCCCCCUUACAUGAACACAAUUGGAGUUCCUGUAGGCGGAUGGGCUGCAAUUCGGUUCACUGCAGACAAUCCAGGGGUUUGGUUUAUGCAUUGUCACUUCGAUAUACACCAGUCGUGGGGAUUAGGUACAGUAUUGAUAGUGAAGAAUGGGAAAGGAGAGCUGGAGACACUACCUCAUCCGCCUGCAGACUUGCCCAAGUGUUAGAAAUUUUUAAUAAAUUAAAUCGCACAAAAUGGGAUGAAUUUAGUGCAAGUGUGUAAAAUCUAUGGUUCAUUUCUCUGACACCGUGAAAUUGUGGGUGUAAAGAAGUAAUGGUUGGGAAAUUAAUAAAACUGA